ACAAACAAAAACGAAGAAGAAGAAGAAAGGCGUAAUUGAACCCUGGAGAGUAGACCCUUUCCAUUGUUUACUAAUCCAGCAUGGUGGAAUGAUGGUCGUGACGAUGUCGAGUGAGAUUUCUAUUCGUAUUUUGCACUAGUGAUGGAAGAGGCUGAUGUUAAGCAGUUAAUUUCCCUCAUUGAGUCAGCUCAGUUACAGUAUGAGGUGGACGAAUCGGGAACUGUCUCAAUUGUUUGCGACCCUGUUCAGUUAGUGGAGUCUGCUAGUAUUGACAGCACCCAGAGUAGCCUUAUCAAUGAAGGAAGUCUUCUAACACCCCAAAAUGGACCGCCAGUACCCACAGAUCAAGCGAUCAAAACAGAUGAAUCGGAAGUCAGGACCCUCGACCAAGGCGGAAGGAAAUAUGAAAAGGUGCUUCAAGAGCAGAAGAUUAAAGUGGAGCAGGAGGAAGAAACAUCCAAACAGAGCAGUGAAAGCAGUCUUAUUCAGCCAACACCAGAAGCUACCUCCCCAAUUCAUUAUUUUCUUCAGACGACAAAUGGCGAAAUAAUUCAGGAUCUCAUAGGUACCAGUGCUUGGUCUUUGGCCUAA
Messenger RNA from Macrobrachium nipponense, 591 nucleotides. RefSeq lists its product as uncharacterized. Bases 142 to 591 code for a protein of 149 amino acids. The transcript is spliced from 5 exons. NCBI's taxonomy places the organism in Eukaryota, Metazoa, Arthropoda, Malacostraca, Decapoda, Palaemonidae. The record is from RefSeq and is a predicted model, not a curated record.